Molecule: messenger RNA, 583 nt
Organism: Astrephomene gubernaculifera
Lineage: Eukaryota; Viridiplantae; Chlorophyta; Chlorophyceae; Chlamydomonadales; Astrephomenaceae
Source: the annotation of a GenBank genome assembly
GUUUUUUUUAUUCUCGGUUCGCGAAAUUAGCUUCUUGUAACUGUAUGUUAGGGGAUGCUUCCUUCCACAGACAGCUAGUAAUGGAAGCCAAACCGGCAGUCCCAAUCCGUAUGCAGUCACGUGCGACAAGAAGAAGUAUAUUUUUGCUGCAGAAUUUACGUUGAAUUAUUGCAAAACGUGCGAAGCUUACGAGUAGCGACAGACGACGGAGCUGGAUAGCCCUUAACAGGGCAGCGAGGGCUUGGGAGAAUGCCGCUAGCACCAGAAUGGCAGCAUCCAUAUGUCAACGUGUUCAAAAUCUGCGACGCGGAGAGCAUGAAGGAGGUCGAAACAAAAGGAGAUGUCACGGAGCACAUGGACAAGGUCAUCGGGAAGAAGGUGUUCAAAGUACGGGGUCUCAUCCCGGCUGGGAACUACCUGCGUGUGCCACGCUCUAAGCUGCAGACGUUGGGUCUGACCGGCCGCAUCCUUUACAUCCAACUCAAGGCCACACCCGUUAAAGUGUUUGUAGUCCACAUCGAGGUCGGCACAACAGAUGGGAACGUGCACCGGAUUUCCGUCAGCAACAUGUACGCGCCAGAUG